GACUCAGUUAGAAUUGAAAAUUGGAAGCGAAAUGAAGAAUUGUGAAGUGAUUUGUGGAAUAUUUUUAUUGAUCUUGGGAUCAACUUUAGUCAUUGGACAAACACCUACAAGUCUUCCAGCUUCCUUGUCAGCUUUAAAUGAAAUCAAAAGUUUUGAAACCUCAACUUUGUCGUCACUUAUGCGACCCGUUAAUAUUCUGAGAGACGAGGUUUAUGGACAUUUUUUCAGAUCACAAAAUGUUUUAAGACUUGCAAGGGAAAAUUUAUUUUCAACGGCAUCGAAAUUUCCUUAUUAUCAGCUUGAACCGGAAGUAAGACAAAAUAUGGUGAAGAGACUCUCAACGAUCAUAAAUGAAUGCAUUGAUCCAACAGUUGAUUACUUGCAAAAGAAUGCAAUUCUUCCAUAUUUUAAUUUCAUGAGUGAUGAGAAGACGCCAGUUGAAAGCAGUUUCGAACCAGUAAUGACACAAUUAGAGGGAUUGAAAGCCAUUAUUGAGUCAUCUGAUAAAAACAGUUGCUUAAGAAGUGCAAACAUUAAUUCAAGAAGAUUGACAACUCGUUACAAUUCAGUCAUAAAUGCUGUCAAUUCAUGCACGAGAAGUGCUUCUAUGACAUAUCGUGCACCAAUCACUGAGUUCACUCGUCUUCACUUUGCAGCACUUCCAUUAGUUAAUCGAAUGAACACAGAACUUAAUCAAUGUACAAGUAUACUUGCAUCUACACUUGGAACUGAAAGUAACUCUGAAAGAACCAAUGAAUGCCUUAAAGCUUAUUUGGAAAAAUAUUGCGAAGAUGAAGAACAAUGCAAAGUUUGCUCAACGAUAUCAGCAGUAAAAGAUCAAGCUAGAAAUAUGGUGACAUCUACUCAAGCAGAAUAUAACGAAUGCAUUACAGAAACUGCCAAGAAACUUCCAGCAACUAUUCCUUUCUCUGAAAGUCUGAAAAGUUGCAGUCCAGCAGAAGAGGUUGUGGAAACACUACCAGUUGAAGAAGUAGAGGAAGUUAUUAAAGAAGAAGGUGAAGGAGUAGACGUAAUCACUGAUGAAGAAAACGACGUUAAAUCUUUACAUUAA
Clunio marinus is the source of this 1072-nucleotide messenger RNA. Lineage: Eukaryota; Metazoa; Arthropoda; Insecta; Diptera; Chironomidae. The record is from the annotation of a GenBank genome assembly.